Empidonax traillii (willow flycatcher) is the source of this 3563-nucleotide messenger RNA. It is a transcript of the gene SMARCA1, whose product is annotated as SWI/SNF related, matrix associated, actin dependent regulator of chromatin, subfamily a, member 1. The transcript is spliced from 24 exons. Gene Ontology annotation, cellular component: chromatin; nucleus. Gene Ontology annotation, biological process: regulation of transcription by RNA polymerase II; nucleosome organization. Gene Ontology annotation, molecular function: ATP hydrolysis activity; histone binding; ATP-dependent chromatin remodeler activity. Bases 59 to 3160 code for a protein of 1033 amino acids. The record is from RefSeq and is a predicted model, not a curated record. NCBI's taxonomy places the organism in Eukaryota, Metazoa, Chordata, Aves, Passeriformes, Tyrannidae.
GGCCGGGGGAGGGGAGGGGCGGUGGGGCCGCCCCCGCCCCGGGACCGCCGAGCGAGACAUGGACACGGACCCGAGCCCCGGCCCCGGCCCCGCCGAGGAGCCCCGCGCCUCCACAUCCACCGCCCCCGCCGCCGCGCACGACCCCGGCGCCGAGGAGAAAAAUGAUCCCCCUUUUCAACUCAAACUUCCUCCAAAAGCAGCUAGACCUGAAAAAGAAGUUGACCCAGAAUAUGAAGAGAAGAUGAAAGCAGAUCGAGCAAAAAGGUUUGAAUUCCUCCUGAAGCAGACAGAACUUUUUGCACAUUUUAUUCAACCUGCAGCACAAAAAUCACCAACAUCUCCAUUGAAAGUCAAGCUGGGACGGCCACGGAUGAAGAAAGAUGAAAAACAGAGUUUGAUUUCAGCUGGGGAGUACCGUCACAGGCGCACGGAGCAGGAGGAGGAUGAAGAGCUGCUGUCCGAGAGUCGGAAAACGUCUAAUGUGUGCAUUCGCUUCGAGGAGUCCCCCUCCUAUGUGAAAGGAGGAACUCUAAGAGAUUACCAGGUCAGAGGUUUGAACUGGAUGAUCUCAUUGUAUGAAAAUGGUGUUAAUGGCAUUCUGGCAGAUGAAAUGGGUCUUGGUAAGACUCUGCAAACAAUAGCAUUACUAGGCUAUCUGAAGCAUUACCGAAACAUUCCUGGGCCACACAUGGUCCUGGUCCCAAAAUCAACUUUGCACAACUGGAUGAAUGAGUUCAAGCGCUGGGUUCCAUCCUUACGUGCUGUUUGCCUCAUCGGGGAUAAAGAUGCCAGGGCUGCAUUUAUCCGUGAUGUUAUGAUGCCUGGGGAAUGGGAUGUUUGUGUUACGUCAUAUGAAAUGGUAAUUAAAGAGAAAUCAGUCUUCAAAAAAUUUAACUGGAGGUACCUGGUAAUUGAUGAAGCCCACAGAAUAAAGAAUGAGAAGUCUAAGCUGUCAGAGAUUGUACGUGAGUUCAAGACAACAAAUCGAUUGCUGCUUACGGGAACUCCUUUACAGAACAACCUCCACGAGCUGUGGGCAUUACUCAAUUUUCUGUUACCUGAUGUCUUCAAUUCUGCAGACGAUUUUGACUCAUGGUUCGACACUAAAAAUUGUCUCGGUGAUCAGAAACUUGUGGAAAGACUUCAUGCUGUUUUGAAGCCAUUUCUGUUGCGUCGUAUAAAAGGUGAAGUUGAAAAGAGUUUGCCUCCAAAGAAGGAAGUAAAAAUUUAUCUUGGGCUCAGCAAAAUGCAGAGAGAAUGGUAUACAAGGAUCCUGAUGAAAGACAUUGAUAUCCUGAACUCAGCUGGGAAAAUGGAUAAGAUGCGUCUGCUGAAUAUUCUGAUGCAGCUGCGGAAGUGCUGCAACCAUCCCUACCUGUUUGACGGUGCUGAGCCCGGCCCUCCUUACACCACCGACACACAUCUCAUCACCAACAGUGGGAAAAUGUUGGUGCUGGAUAAACUGCUGGCAAAGCUCAGAGAGCAAGGUUCAAGAGUGCUCCUUUUCAGUCAGAUGACUCGCUUACUGGAUAUUUUGGAAGACUAUUGCAUGUGGCGUGGGUAUGAGUACUGCAGGCUUGAUGGACAGACACCACAUGAGGAAAGAGAAGAAGCAAUAGACACAUUUAAUGCUCCCAACAGCAGUAAAUUCAUUUUCAUGCUGAGUACCAGAGCUGGAGGUCUUGGAAUUAAUUUGGCAACUGCUGAUGUGGUUAUUCUGUAUGAUUCAGAUUGGAACCCUCAAGUAGAUCUGCAAGCCAUGGACCGUGCGCAUCGUAUUGGUCAAAAGAAACCAGUACGGGUGUUCCGACUUAUCACUGAUAAUACUGUUGAAGAGAGGAUUGUAGAAAGAGCUGAAAUAAAACUGAGGCUGGACUCUAUAGUUAUACAACAAGGGAGGCUCAUAGACCAACAGUCCAACAAACUGGCAAAAGAUGAAAUGCUGCAGAUGAUCCGCCACGGAGCCACUCAUGUUUUUGCUUCCAAAGAUAGUGAGCUGACAGAAGAAGAUAUAACCACUAUUUUAGAAAGAGGUGAAAAGAAGACGGCUGAAAUGAAUGAACGAUUGCAGAAGAUGGGGGAGAGCUCCUUACGAAAUUUCACUAUGGACACAGAGAUGAGCUUAUACAACUUUGAAGGUGAAGAUUACAGAGAAAAGCAAAAGCUGAGCAUGAUGGAAUGGAUUGAGCCUCCUAAAAGAGAACGCAAAGCUAAUUAUGCAGUUGAUGCUUAUUUCAGAGAAGCCCUGCGUGUCAGUGAACCCAAAGUCCCAAAGGCUCCACGACCUCCAAAACAACCAAAUAUUCAGGAUUUUCAGUUUUUCCCACCACGGUUAUUUGAACUUCUGGAAAAAGAAAUUCUGUAUUAUCGUAAGACUAUAGGAUAUAAGGUCCCCAGGAAUCCUGAUCUUCCAAAUGCAGCUCAGGUACAAAAGGAAGAACAAAAGAAGAUAGAUGAGUCUAUGCCUCUGAAUACUGAGGAAACUGAAGAGAAAGAAAAGCUUCUAACACAGGGUUUUACAAACUGGAAUAAAAGAGAUUUUAACCAGUUUAUUAAAGCUAAUGAGAAGUACGGGCGUGACGAUAUAGACAAUAUUGCCCGUGAGGUGGAAGGAAAGUCACCCGAGGAGGUCAUUGAGUAUUCAGCUGUUUUCUGGGAACGUUGUAAUGAACUACAGGACAUUGAGAGGAUUAUGGCCCAAAUUGAACGAGGAGAGGCAAGAAUUCAACGGAGGAUCAGUAUCAAGAAAGCCCUCGAUGCCAAAAUUGCAAGGUAUAAAGCACCUUUUCAUCAGCUGCGCAUUCAGUAUGGAACAAACAAAGGGAAAAAUUACACAGAAGAAGAAGACAGGUUUUUGAUCUGUAUGCUGCACAAGAUGGGCUUCGACAAAGAGAACGUGUACGAGGAGCUGAGGCAGUGCGUGCGCAACGCCCCUCAGUUCCGCUUCGACUGGUUCAUCAAAUCCAGAACUGCCAUGGAGUUUCAGAGACGCUGCAAUACUCUCAUAUCAUUAAUAGAAAAAGAAAAUAUGGAAAUUGAGGAAAAGGAAAGAGCUGAAAAGAAGAAAAGAGGAGCAAAAGUUACAGCAUCACAGAAAAGAAAAGCAGAUUUGGCUGCUGAGAACUCUGGAAAAAAGGAUGCCAAGAAAGCGAAGUCGUGAACCUGAAAACUGAAUGCUAAAUAUUAAACUGCCACUUUCUUCACUCCAUCUACAUGUAUUAAUUGCCAACUUCUUUGUAUUCAUGGUACUCUCCCCCAAGUCCCAUGGUUUAAUUUUGCAAAUUUUGUAUACUUUUCAAUGCCUUCUUUACCUAAAAUGUGUAGCUUUAUAUCUUAUGCAUUCCAGUAUUUUUGUGUACUGUAUUUUGUGAGUUUCAUGUCUUUGGCAAAAUUCACUCAGUCCUUGGUUUUUUGAAGCUUGUGCUGAGGUUUUAGCUUUUAUAUGUUUUAUAUGCUGCUGCUUUGAAAGAAAACCUAGAUUCUAUAGCUGUAUUAUUGUUGUUUCAUAUUUUAAAUUUAUAUGGCUGUUGGAAAAUAAACUGACUUAAUUAUUUGAAGAGAAA